AUGGCAGAGAAAGAACAUAAUAUAACAGCUAUUCAAAUACAAGAAAAAAUGGAAGAAAGAGGUGUUGGGAUUAGUGUAGAAAUAGUAAGGCGACAUCUUCGUAAGUCUGGAGGAAAGGUCUUCUGGCUUCCACCUCUAAACUUUUUGGUGAAGGUAACAUAG
Funneliformis geosporum is the source of this 162-nucleotide messenger RNA. Lineage: Eukaryota; Fungi; Glomeromycota; Glomeromycetes; Glomerales; Glomeraceae. The record is from the annotation of a GenBank genome assembly.